Messenger RNA from Ostertagia ostertagi, 333 nucleotides. NCBI's taxonomy places the organism in Eukaryota, Metazoa, Nematoda, Chromadorea, Rhabditida, Trichostrongylidae. The record is from the annotation of a GenBank genome assembly.
AUGGGCCCACCCAAGAUUUCGCCAACUGAAGCCGUUCUUCUCCACAAUCGCUAUACUAAUCAAAGCAGAAAAAACGGCACAAAGGUUGUUCUUCUUCCCUUGAAAACAAACAUUGACAAUGUUCGCAAAGCGAUGCAGGCCCAAACUAGGACAGUCUUCCCAAAUGGCGCCGAUUUUCAGUUUGAGACUCAACAGCGGCUCGGAAUGUGCCUUCAAAGAUGGCGAGAAACCCAAAACUUCUGCAAAACUCCCAUCGUGGGCUGCCAGGACGUUGUGUUGCCUCUAGAGGACUGGUAUUUCACCGAAGCCGCCGGAGAAUUCCUUCUCCUUUAA